UCCGAUGCGUCUCCAAAUUCCAAGUCUGUAAUAAAGAGGUUCAUUUGCGUUACAAAGGAGAGGAUGAUACUCUAGUCAUAUGCCAUCAACCGAAUAUUGGUCUCAUCCUCAAUCUCUCGCUUACUAAUUUGUGCUCCGCCGGCUGGCGGUGCAGCUGCUAGCCAGUUGAAAUGGAAGACUAUUUGAAGAAGGAUUUUGAUUUUCCGGCCAAGCAUCCGUCGGAAGCGGCUCUGAAGAAAUGGCGCAACGCCGUUUCCCUCGUCAAAAACCACCGCCGUCGCUUCCGUCAUGUCGCUGAUCUCGAAAAGCGCUCUAUUCACCAGAACCGACUUAGCAAAAUCAAGGAAGACCUGCGUGUUACCUUCAUCGCCAUAAGGGCAGCAAUGCGCUUUAUGGAUGCUGCCGCUCACCCUCAAAACAUGACACGCGAACCCCAUCAACCAAGAGACAUAAAACAUUCCGAAUACAGCAAAAACCCAGACAAACUCGCAUCCAUGGUUCGUAAUUACGACAUGAAAGCCUUACGAUCCCUUAAUGGAGUCAACGGAAUCGCAGAAGUAGUCAACGUAUCAAUCGACGAAGGAGUCAAAUCAACCGAUAUACCUACCAGACAAGAAACAUACGGAAUCAACAAGUACACCGAAAAGCCUUCCAAGAGUUUCUUCAUGUUCAUAUGGGACGCCCUUCAUGAUUUGACUCUUAUCAUCCUUAUAGUAUGCGCCAUUGUCUCAAUAGGCGUAGGACUCGCAACCGAAGGCUUUCCAAACGGAAUAUACGAUGGACUCGGAAUCUUACUCAGUAUUUUACUAGUCGUCACUGUCACUGCUGUCAGCGACUACAAACAAUCGUUACAAUUUAAAGACCUCGACAAGGAGAAAAAAAAGAUUGCAUGUCAUGUCACUCGAGACACGUGUCGCCAAAAGGUCUCAAUUUACGACCUGGUGGUCGGCGACGUCGUCCAUUUAUCCAUCGGCGACCAAGUUCCCGCCGACGGAAUAUUCAUCUCCGGAUACAAUUUAUUAAUCGACGAAUCUAGUUUAACCGGCGAGAGCGAUCCUGUGAUCAUUAACGAGAAAAAACCGUUCCUACUCGCCGGAACAAAAGUACAAGACGGCUCAGCCAAAAUGCUCGUCACAGCGGUCGGCAUGAAAACCGAAUGGGGAAAGUUAAUGGAAACAUUAAGCGAAGAAGGAGAAGACGAGACUCCUUUACAAGUGAAACUAAACGGUGUCGCUACUAUCAUUGGAAAAAUCGGAUUGGUUUUCGCAAUUUUGACUUUUCUUGUGUUGACUGUGAGGUUUCUCAUUGAAAAAGCAAUGCGCAAUGAGUUUACAACUUGGUCGUCUGCUGAUGCUUUGAGUAUGUUGGAUUAUUUCGCAACCGCGGUUACUAUAAUCGUGGUUGCUGUACCCGAAGGGUUACCUCUUGCGGUUACUUUAAGUCUGGCGUUUGCUAUGAAGGAAUUAAUGAAAGACAAAGCACUUGUGAGACAUCUAUCUGCUUGUGAGACAAUGGGUUCUUCUACUGUUAUAUGCACGGAUAAAACCGGGACUUUAACAACGAAUCACAUGGUAGUUACUAAAAUAUUCGUAUCCGGUGAAAUUAAAGACGUUAAAGAUAAUGCAAAAUUACCGGAAAGGGUAUCGGAUGUUCUCUUGCAAGGUAUAUUUGAAUGCACAGGUUCUGAGGUGGUGAAGGACAAAUCCGGAAAAACUUCAAUUUUAGGUACCCCGACUGAAUCUGCAAUACUACAAUACGGGUUGGAUCUAGGCGGCGAUUUUGAAACUGUACGCCGUGAGAUUAAAAUGUUGAAAAUGGAACCUUUUAAUUCUGCUAAAAAGAAAAUGUCGGUGAUUGUGACUCUUCCGGAAGGUCAAACGCGUGCUUUUUGUAAAGGUGCAUCUGAAAUAGUGUUGGGAUUAUGUGACAAAAUGAUCGAUGGAAAUGGAGAGGUUGUUCCUUUGUCUGAAGAGAAAGUGAAAUUUGUUACGAAUGUUAUUGAGGAGUUUGCGGUUGAGGCUUUGAGAACUCUUUGUUUGGCUUAUUUGGAUGUUGAAGGUAGCUUUGAUUGUGAAAAAAAUCUACCCGAGAGUGGUUACACAUUGAUUGCGGUUGUUGGAAUUAAGGACCCACUUAGGCCGGGGGUAAAAGAGGCAGUUGAAACCUGUUUGGCUGCUGGUAUUACUGUUCGUAUGGUUACUGGUGAUAAUAUCAACACUGCUAAAGCCAUUGCAAAGGAAUGUGGUAUACUUACCGAAGGUGGCAUAGCCAUUGAAGGUCCAGAUUUUCGAACCAAAACCAUCCAGGAAUUGAACGAAAUCGCUCCUAGAAUUCAGGUAAUGGCUAGAUCAUCACCAACAGACAAACAUGAACUUGUGAAGCAUCUGAAAGCCAUGUCAGAAGUUGUGGCGGUUACAGGUGAUGGCACAAAUGAUGCUCCUGCUUUACACGAGUCUGAUAUUGGAUUUGCCAUGGGCAUAGCAGGAACCGAGGUUGCAAAAGAACAAGCUGAUGUCAUCGUGAUGGACGAUGAUUUUGCAACAAUUGUAAAAGUAGCAAAAUGGGGACGUGCGGUCUACAUCAAUAUCCAAAAAUUCGUACAGUUCCAGUUGACUGUAAACAUCGUUGCUCUUAUGAUCAACUUUGUUUCCGCAUGCAUCACAGGAUCUGCACCACUUACAGCUGUCCAGUUACUUUGGGUGAACCUGAUCAUGGACACAUUGGGUGCACUGGCACUGGCCACCGAACCACCAAACGAUGGUCUAAUGAAACGACAACCUGUCAAGAGAACCGACAGUUUCAUCACCAAGACCAUGUGGCGGAAUAUCAUUGGUCAAAGUAUUUACCAAAUGGCUGUCCUGUUUGUUCUCAAUUUUGCUGGGAAACCGAUCUUAAAUUUACACGGCCCAGAUUCAACCGCCAUUCUCAACACCUUUAUCUUCAACACCUUCGUCUUCUGUCAGGUGUUUAAUGAAAUAAACAGCCGUGAGAUUGACAAGAUUAAUAUUUUCCGUGGGAUGUUUAGUAGUUGGAUUUUUUUGGGUGUGAUGAUAUCGACAGUGGUAUUUCAAGUAAUAAUAGUGGAGUUUCUUGGGACUUUUGCAAGCACUGUGCCACUGGACUGGGAACUGUGGGGACUAAGUAUUGUGAUUGGAUUGGUGAGUAUGCCGAUUGCUGUUGUUUUGAAGUGUAUUCCAGUUGAGAAGACAGCAGCUGUUAAAGAACAACAUGAUGGGUAUGAGAGUCUGCCCAAUGGCCCCGAAAUAGUUUAAAUGAAACCUAAAAAGGUAAUUUUCCUUUCCCUUUUAUUUUUACUGACGGAAUACCAUAACUGAAAAUGGUAUAGUUUACUUAGAAAGAAAAAAAAAAACUAAUGACUUUUCUUGUGCUGAAAGGUGUGAUGAUUUGCAUGUCGAUUAUGUCUUCUUAUUUUUCUUAUUCCGUUAUGUUGAUAAAAUGAACCUACAAGUUCUAUUUUUGUUUGAGUAAUGUUUCAUAUUUUAAAGGAUGGUGGAUUUUGUUGGUAUC
Messenger RNA from Lactuca sativa (garden lettuce), 3528 nucleotides. Its product is annotated as putative calcium-transporting ATPase 11, plasma membrane-type. Gene Ontology annotation, biological process: calcium ion transmembrane transport. The record is from RefSeq and is a predicted model, not a curated record. Gene Ontology annotation, molecular function: ATP binding; P-type calcium transporter activity; calmodulin binding. Gene Ontology annotation, cellular component: intracellular membrane-bounded organelle; plasma membrane. NCBI's taxonomy places the organism in Eukaryota, Viridiplantae, Streptophyta, Magnoliopsida, Asterales, Asteraceae.